AUGUUUCGUGUUUUAUGUGUAUUUGUUGUAAUCUUCUAUGGACUUUUUCCAAUACUGGACAAAAAUCCUGAAGAAACUAAAAAACUACCACUACCCUUAUGGUUUCCAUUCGAAAUAGAUAAGUCCUACUACUUUAUAUGGUUUAUGACUGUUCUUAGCAUCUGUAUUGGAGCUUGGACUAAUUCAAACAUCGAUAUUUUGACCAUAAUGUUGAUUACUUUAGCCACAGCACAGUUUGAAAUUCUUAAAAAAAGACUCAGAUCGAUUGUACCAAUUAAUGAUGAACAUAUGGACGAACGUUUGUUGAUGAGAAAGUUAAAGGAUUGUGUCAUUCAUUUCAAUGAUAUUAACAGAGCGAUAAAAUCUCUGAAGCUGUGUAUUCUACCGAAUGGUUUAAAUGCAAUGCAAGAAUACGAAAAAGUUUUAUAA
Messenger RNA from Psylliodes chrysocephalus, 429 nucleotides. NCBI's taxonomy places the organism in Eukaryota, Metazoa, Arthropoda, Insecta, Coleoptera, Chrysomelidae. The record is from the annotation of a GenBank genome assembly.